GCGCUUGAAAAAACAAGAAUCAAAAAAAAUUAUUUGUGAUAUUCAAAAUUCUUCAAGAAAAUUGGUUAAAAAUUAGUUCAUUAGUUAUUGUUCUAGAUCUUCUACCUUAAGUGCCUUAAGUUUUCACAAGAAAAGUGCUGCUUUUGCAUAAGUCCGAGCCGCUUGGAAAUAUUGUUGAUAUAUAUAUAUACGUAGAAAUGCCACGCGAAUUUAUGAAAAGGAAGAGAGCCGCAAAUAAUAAUGGCAGCCAAAGGAACGGACCUAAGCCUAAAGUGAAGCGCGGGGAGGUUUUUGCAUUGCCAUUGCCCGUGAGAUCACAUGUGCCGGGACGGGUAUUGGUAUGCGGUCAGGGAGAUAUGGGACAAUUGGGUUUGGGAGACGAUGAAUCCAAAUUCGAAAGGAAGCUUCCUGCUUUAAUUGAAAUUGUGAAAGAUGUGGUCGACAUCACAGCUGGCGCUAUGCAUAAUCUCCUACUGACAGAAGAGGGUCAUGUAUACUCAUUUGGUUGCAAUGAUGAGGGUGCUUUAGGUCGUGAUAGCAAUGAGGACGGUUCAGAAUUUGUACCGCAAAAAGUUGAUUUACCAGACAAAGUUCUAAAAAUCUCCGCGGGUGAUUCGCAUUCCGCUUGCUUGCUAGAAGAUGGACGGGCAUAUGCCUGGGGUUCAUUUCGCGACUCCCACGGCAAUAUGGGCCUAACAUUGGAAGGGAUUCAGCGUUCGCCUAUUGACAUUUUACCGGGAAUACGUUGCUGUGAUGUUGCCUCCGGCGCGAAUCACUUGGUGAUAUUGAGUUGCACGGGAACGGUAUAUACGGUGGGUUGUGGAGAACAAGGCCAGUUGGGUCGAGUGUCUCUAAGAAGCGCUUCAGGACAAGGAAGGCGUGGUAAAGUAGAACUACUGAGUCCUAAGCAAGUUGUAAUAAAGAAAAGAGGUGCUAAGCCUAUAGAAGCCAUUUGGGCGACUUCAUAUUGCACUUUUCUUAAAGAAUCGGAGACUGGUAAUAUGUGGGCUUUCGGCUUAAAUAAUUACAAACAGCUAGCGUGCCCUGAAGACAUAUCGCCCGUUAGCUGUCCGAUAAGCAUUAAUUGGGAUCAGGUUUCACAAAUAGCUGGUGGCCAACAUCAUACUUUGCUAUUGAGGGAUGACGGUAUCGUGCAGGUUGUAGGUCGUAAAGAAUACGGUCGUUUGGGUUUAGGGCCUGCUAACGCGGAUGCUACCGAGUUGACAACCAUAUCGGUUUUGGCACAACAAGACAUUGUUCAUAUUUCCUGCGGCGAUGCGCAAUCAUUUGCAUUGACCAGUGAUGGCGGAUUAUAUGCGUGGGGCAUGGGUUCCACUCAUCAGUUGGGAACUGGAUCGGACGAAGACGCGCUCGAGCCUACUUUAAUUGAAAGUAAGCAAACUGACGGUAAGCGAAUACUUAAAGCUUCUGGUGGUGCUCAGCAUACUAUAUUUCUCGUGGAAAAUGGAAUUCCAUUGAAUGAUGCUGACAAAGUCAAAGUGGCAGGGAAGAAAGGCAAAAAUAUUAAAAAUUCUGGAACUAAUGCAAAGAAAACAAAAGAAAAUAAUCGACUAUCUCAAGAGAUGGCUACAAAUAUUAGAGAAGACCAGGAGGAAACCUCUGCUGCAGAAAAGGAAUCUUCGGCGCACGUCUUAGGCCUGUCCACAAAGACUAGACGCAAAUAGUGAUUACUAAUACUAAGACGAUAGGAAGUUGAUAGGAAGUCUUUUAUAGUCACCUUCCUUGCUUCUGGAAGGUAAUGAAUGAAAGAUUUACUUCCUUUUCAUUUUUCUUCUUUUGGUUCUUUUCAUAUGUUUCCCAUUUUUUGUGUUUAUUUUUGUUUCUUUUAAACACACACCACUUCUUCAUUAUUCAUUACGAAAAAUGAUGAGUUUAGUUGCAGCUCAAGUUGAACUUGCUACGAAAACCGUAACUUUACAUUCUUAAAACUAUCUACAAUAGAAAAUGUAAAGACAUUUUGUUUACUGCUUAUUUUUAUAUGAAAUCUUUUUUUUAAGUUUUUGUCUUAAGAAACGAAUUUGUUUUGUUUUUUGUUGAUAUUCUUUUGUUUUGAAUUAAUUGUAAUUGACGUUAAUAAAAACGAUAGAUUUUUCUAGAUUCUACACCACUUA
Glossina fuscipes is the source of this 2132-nucleotide messenger RNA. RefSeq names its product regulator of chromosome condensation-like. Gene Ontology annotation, molecular function: guanyl-nucleotide exchange factor activity. Lineage: Eukaryota; Metazoa; Arthropoda; Insecta; Diptera; Glossinidae. Bases 198 to 1685 code for a protein of 495 amino acids. The transcript has 2 exons. The record is from RefSeq and is a predicted model, not a curated record. Gene Ontology annotation, cellular component: cytoplasm.